GGGUGGGGAGUGGGAGGGACCAAUUCCAGUCUGAAGGAAAAAAAGCCAUUUUGGUCCCCCCCUCUCCCGCUCCCCAUCCCCAGUCCCUCCCCUCCCCCUUUUUCGUCCCCUCCCCUCCCCUCUCCUCUCUCCCUCCCAUCCACCCACCCCAAGCCGCUUUCACAAACUCCUUUCUUACGCCAGGUUUCUCCCCUCCCGCCUCCGGAGCAGGAGACUCAGCUGGGGCCCUCUUUCUCCCCCUCCCCUCUUUCCCACCCACCCCCCUUUUCCCCAAGACCCAUCGGACCCGGGACCCAGGACGGUGCUCCCACUCUGUUAGCCUGGCAUCAUGCACAGAACAACUCGGAUCAAGAUCACGGAGCUCAACCCCCAUCUCAUGUGUGCCCUCUGUGGGGGAUACUUCAUUGAUGCCACCACCAUUGUAGAAUGUCUGCAUUCCUUCUGCAAAACCUGCAUUGUCCGAUACUUGGAAACCAACAAAUACUGUCCCAUGUGCGACGUACAAGUCCAUAAAACACGUCCGCUGCUGAGCAUCAGGUCGGACAAAACCCUUCAAGAUAUCGUAUAUAAACUAGUCCCCGGACUUUUUAAAGAUGAGAUGAAACGUCGCCGAGAUUUUUACGCCGCCUACCCCCUCACUGAAGUUCCCAACGGCUCCAACGAAGAUCGGGGUGAGGUCCUAGAACAGGAGAAGGGGGCUCUGAGUGAUGAUGAAAUCGUCAGCCUCUCCAUUGAAUUUUACGAGGGUGUCAGGGACAGGGAAGAGAAGAAGGGCGCCCUGGAGAAUGGGGACGGGGACAAAGAGAAAACAGGGGUACGGUUCCUUCGAUGCCCAGCAGCCAUGACAGUCAUGCACUUGGCCAAGUUUCUCCGGAAUAAGAUGGAUGUGCCCAGCAAGUAUAAAGUGGAGGUGCUGUAUGAAGACGAGCCUUUGAAGGAGUACUACACACUCAUGGAUAUCGCUUACAUUUACCCCUGGAGACGGAACGGCCCUCUCCCCCUCAAGUACCGAGUCCAGCCAACCUGCAAGCGGCUCCCGCUGCCUUCUGCGCCAGCCCCUUCAGAAGGCACCAACACCAGUGGGGCGUCCGAGUGCGAGUCUGUCAGCGACAAGGCCCCCAGCCCCGCCACCUUGCCCGCCACCUCCUCCUCCCUUCCCAGCCCAGCCACUCCUUCCCACGGCUCCCCCAGUUCCCACGGGCCCACAGCCACCCACCCAGCCUCUCCCAGUCCCUCCUCUGCACCAGGGGGCACCACCACCACCACCACCACCACCAAUGGCGGCACCUCGAACUGCCUGCAGACGCCACCAUCUACCAGCAGGGGGCGCAAGAUGACUGUCAAUGGUACCCCGGUGCCCCCCUUGACCUGAGGCCCGGGCCUCUGGGCCCUGUUUGGGCAGCCUCGCCUCUCCACCCUUCCCUUUUUCUUGAUUUCUCCUCUGCCCUCCUGGACCCAAGUGCUCUCUACCUCACCCUCGGGGGUAGAGGGGCAGGGGUUGGGUUUUAUAAAUAAAUCUAUCUAUAUCUAUAUAUAUAUAUAUGUACAUAGGAAAAGCCAAAUAUACAUACUUAUUUUCUAUGGACCAGCCAGAUUAAUUUAAAAGCUGCAGGAAACAGAGACCUUACAUGUAUGUGUGUGCAGGAGCGGGUGCAGAUCUGUGUGUUUGGGUUUUCUUCAUUCAUUUUUAAGGGAACUGCAUGACCUACUCGGGCUCCUUCCCCUUUUCCGUGGAACACUGGCGGUGGAAAGGGGAAGAGAAUGAGGGUCUUUGGGGUUGACUCUGCCCCGGCUUCCUGCUCUCCCCUGUCCAUAAGGAAUGGGCAGAGGGGCCGAUCUGGUCCCCUCCUCUAGGAUCUUGGAGUUCUAGGUAGACCCUGGCCCUGAGAGGAGAGCCCCCCUCCUGGGGAGUGGGAGCUGCCUGUGGUCUGAGGCAGCCUCUAGGGAUGGGGUGAGGCUGGGGAGGGGAGGAAGGUGGGGAGAGCUCAUCCGUCCUUGGCUCCCGCCCACCCCCUUGUGCAUAAUGUUGGGAGCAUUUCUCAGACAGUGCCUUUUGCAAAUGCGGUUGUCCUUCGGUUCUGAGGGGGGAGGCUUGGAGAAGUGGGGGCCAGUCAUGUCCGACCUCUCCCCUUCCUCCCCUCUCCCAGCCUUGUAGCUUCUGUGCAUAGAUUAGAUUAUUUUUCCUUUUGUUUGGGCCCUUUUUUGGCAUUAAUCUUGCAAAGGAAAGAAUUAGGGGAGAGCAGGGGUAGGAAAAGAGACAUUGGAAGCUCCUGAAUCCACCUGGAAGUUUUGCCAGUGUGGACACGCUUCCCCUUCCCCCACUCCCCAUUCCCCUUUUGCAGGAAGGGGGGGGUUAACUGAGGCUGCAAGUAAAGUCCACGUUUGGGACUUUGUGGGAAGAGGGCACUUGAACCUCACACAAGCACACUGACCCCAGACAUGGGAAAGGGUCCUGGGAGGGUCAGCAGCCCCCCUCCCCCCAGGGGCCCGGAGUUCAGGACAGAUGUAAAGGGGGAUCUCAAAGCACAAGACAAAGGCAGGAUUCCCAGAGUCCCUCUUUCCCCAGGGCUGUUCCCUGCAGAUUGAGCAGAUUCCUUGGGUGGGGUGGGGUGGGAGCAGCCCCAUCCAGAGGCUGGAUUACUAGUUACAGGGCUUUGCUUCUCCCCGAGCAUCCCCAGCUUGGCCCUGUUACUCCUGUAGUGUAAAUAGUGAGAAGAUGGGAUGGGGUAAGGAGGCAGGGCAGGGAUCCCUGAUUCUCCUGUAGGGGUACAAUCAACCAAAUGGCUUUGUCAGUGUGCAUCCUGUCCUUGUUGCGGGUCCUGUGAUCUGUGUGUUCCCUCCCUCCCUCCCUUCCCGACCCUGCCUUGGCAUUUGUAUGACUAAUCAGCUUUGUAAUAAAUGCUGCAGAUUCUC
Monodelphis domestica (gray short-tailed opossum) is the source of this 2913-nucleotide messenger RNA. It is a transcript of the gene PCGF2, whose product is annotated as polycomb group ring finger 2. Gene Ontology annotation, molecular function: promoter-specific chromatin binding. Gene Ontology annotation, biological process: negative regulation of transcription by RNA polymerase II. NCBI's taxonomy places the organism in Eukaryota, Metazoa, Chordata, Mammalia, Didelphimorphia, Didelphidae. The record is from RefSeq and is a predicted model, not a curated record. Gene Ontology annotation, cellular component: PRC1 complex.